Syzygium oleosum is the source of this 2051-nucleotide messenger RNA. RefSeq lists its product as uncharacterized. Lineage: Eukaryota; Viridiplantae; Streptophyta; Magnoliopsida; Myrtales; Myrtaceae. The coding region runs from base 556 to 1713 and encodes 385 amino acids. Gene Ontology annotation, cellular component: plasma membrane. The transcript has 9 exons. The record is from RefSeq and is a predicted model, not a curated record.
UCGUGCGCAACUACUACAGUUCACCACCGAGUGUUUCCAAGUGAAUGCGCUCGCUCCCUCGCUCUGCCAAGUUCCCGUUCUCCUUCUCCUCCUCCACCUCUUUUGCUCUUUUUCAACGCUUCCGUACAGUCUAUUUAAUACGCAGAUUCUCUGAGCCCGAAUUUUUUUUCAAGCUGCGGAGGCAUUGAGAUGCGUUCGCCACUUCCGCAUUAGCAGUCUCCUUUUCUCCGUCCUGCUCAUUUUGCAUUCACAUUCCCCCGCAUUCGCAAUUUGCAAGGCCGAUAAGGUGAAAGCAUGAGGGAGAGAUUAGGCGGCGGCCUCACACCUCUACAGAUUCUGCUAGCGAUUCUUUGAAAAUUAGAAUGGGUUUAUUGGUUUCAUGUUGGUACAUCAACUAAGCUAAGCUCAGCAGGUUUAAAAGUCUCCUAUUGCAGCUCAAUUCUUGGUGAUGAACACAAUGCUUUAGUUUCAAUAGAGAGAAGUGCUGUGACUCCAGAUAUCUCGCCCAGUGCAGAACCUCAACCUUUUCUCCCUAGUUUAGCUCCUUCACCAUUGAUGCCAUUCACGAAUGCCACUGUGCCGAAAUUAUCAGGACUUUGCAGCUUGAAUUUUUCAGCGGCACAAAGCAUCAUGAGUAUGACAGCAACGGACUGUUGGGCUUCAUUUGCGCCAUAUUUAGCUAAUGUGGUAUGUUGUCCUCAGUUUGAUGCCACGCUGGUCAUUCUCAUGGGGCAGUCCAGUAAAAACUCUGGGAUGCUUGCUUUAAAUGCAACUCAUUCCAACCAUUGCCUCUCAGAUGUUAUAACAAUCCUAGAGGCUCAAGGUGCCAAUGGAACUCUUCAAAGCAUAUGCUCUGUUUCUCCUGCGAACCUCACCGCAGCCUCUUGCCCUAUCAUUGAUGUCAAUGAGUUUGAGAGCAGCGUGGACACCUCAAGACUUCUAACUGCUUGUGAAAAAAUCAAUCCUGUCAAGGAGUGCUGUGACCAAACUUGCCAAAACGCAAUUUUAGAUGUGGCCCAAAAACUAUCCUUGAAUGGCAUGUCGAGUUCGGAUGGGAUUCCUAUCUCAGCUGAGCACUCAAAUAGCGUUGAUGAUUGUAAGAAUAUUGUCCUGCGAUGGUUGGCAAGUAAACUGGAUCCCUCCUCCGCUAACAGUGUCCUUAGAGGCCUCUCUAAUUGCAAUACAAACAAAGUUUGUCCUCUGAAAUUCCCAAACAUAACGACUCUUUCCAAAGAAUGUGAGGGACUCAUAAAUAACCAAACAGAUUGCUGUGAAGCAAUGGAGAGCUAUGUUUCGCACUUACAGGAGCAGAGCUUCCUAACCAACUUGCAAGCAUUGAAUUGUGCUGUGUAUCUUGGAAUGAAAUUGCAGCAAGCCAAUGUCUCAAAGAAUCUCUAUAAUCUUUGUCAGAUAAACCUCAAGGAUUUCUCUCUUCAAGCUUUAUCGCAAGAAUCUGGCUGUCUUCUACCAAGCCAACCUUCAGAUGCGACAUUUGACCAAAUGUCAGGAAUAAGCUUCAUGUGUGAUCUCAACGACAACAUUGCAGCUCCGUGGCCGUCCUCCACUUCUAUUGUACCUUUGCCUUCUUGCAACAAAACUAGCAAAAUUCCGGCUCUUCCCAAAGCAUCAUCUGCGCACUGUGGCGCUUGCAUCGAAAAAUUACUGGUGAUGCUGCUAUUCGCAACCUCGCUGUUUCUCAAGAUGCCUCCUUGAACUUGUUGCCACCACUUUGAUUUUCCUAGCCGCCAUUCGAGCUCUUCCGUAGAUAGGAGUUUAUUCUCAUCUUAUAUGUCCCUCCGAAGUUGGAGGACGAAGAAAUCAUACUUAGAAACGACUGUGCAAGACAGGGAAAUGUAUCGGCAAGCCCAAUGCUUGACAUCUUCAUUCUUUACCAGGCAACCUCUGUAACUUUAAUAGCAUUUAGGAAAAAGGGCAUGAGGGAGCACAAUUCUUCUGGCUCCACACAAUAAAUGCUGUAACAAGAAACUCAUAUACAAGUGAAAAAGAUGCUGUAAUUCUCCUCUUUACAUCGAUUUACUUUCUGUUUUUCA